GGUCGGGAGUGCGGCGGCGGACAUCCGAGACCGCGGCGGCAGACAGGGUACGCCGGCCGGCCGCUGUGUGUUGUCCGCCCAAGAUGGAGUUCCUCCUGGGGAACCCGUUCAGCACCCCUGUGGGACAGUGUCUCGAAAAGGCAACAGAUGGCUCCCUACAGAGUGAAGAUUGGACAUUGAACAUGGAGAUCUGUGACAUCAUCAAUGAGACAGAAGAAGGGCCAAAAGAUGCCAUUCGAGCUUUGAAGAAGCGGCUCAGUGGGAAUCGGAACUACAGAGAAGUGAUGCUAGCACUAACGGUGCUGGAGACAUGUGUUAAGAACUGUGGCCACCGCUUCCAUAUCCUUGUGGCCAACCGAGACUUCAUUGACAGCGUUCUGGUCAAAAUCAUCUCUCCUAAGAACAACCCUCCCACCAUUGUACAGGACAAAGUGCUUGCUCUAAUCCAGGCAUGGGCUGAUGCCUUUCGGAGCAGUCCUGAUCUAACUGGUGUUGUGCACAUAUAUGAGGAGCUGAAGAGGAAGGGGAUUGAAUUUCCCAUGGCAGACUUGGAUGCUUUAUCCCCUAUCCACACACCCCAGCGGAGUGUCCCGGAAGUGGAUCCAGCUACAACCAUGCCUAGGUCCCAGUCACAGCACAGGACAAGUACCAGCUCCUAUUCCUCACCGCUUCCUGCUUCCUACACCACUCCACAGGCCCCAGCUCUGAAUGUGACUGGUCCCAUCACGGCCAAUUCAGAACAGAUUGCCAGGCUGCGGAGUGAGCUGGAUGUUGUUCGGGGAAACACAAAAGUCAUGUCCGAGAUGUUAACAGAAAUGGUCCCUGGGCAGGAAGACUCAUCUGAUCUGGAGCUGCUGCAGGAGCUAAACAGGACCUGCCGGGCCAUGCAGCACCGCAUCGUAGAGCUCAUCUCCCGCGUGUCCAAUGAGGAGGUCACCGAGGAAUUACUGCACGUCAAUGACGACCUCAACAAUGUCUUCCUCCGCUAUGAGAGGUUCGAGCGGUACAGGUCGGGCCGAUCAGUUCAGAACACCAGCAAUGGAGUACUGAAUGAAGUUACUGAAGACAACUUAAUAGACCUGGGUCCUGGCUCUCCUGCUGUGGUGAGCCCCAUGGUGGGGAGCACAGCACCCCCAUCUUCCCUUUCCUCUCAGCUCGCAGGUUUGGACUUGGGGACAGAGAGCGUCAGUGGUACCCUUAGUUCACUCCAACAGUGUAAUCCUCGUGACGGCUUUGACAUGUUUGCCCAGACCAGAGGGAACUCCUUGGCAGAGCAGCGCAAGACGGUCACCUAUGAGGAUCCUCAGGCUGUUGGAGGACUCGCUUCUGCAUUAGACAGUCGGAAACAGAACUCGGAAGUGAUCCCCGUUUCGCAGCCCUCUGUCAUGGACGACAUUGAGGUGUGGCUCAGGACGGACCUGAAGGGCGAUGACCUGGAAGAGGGUGUCACAAGUGAAGAGUUUGAUAAGUUCCUGGAAGAAAGAGCCAAAGCUGCUGAAAUGGUUCCUGACCUUCCCUCACCCCCUAUGGAAGCCCCUGCGCCAGCCUCCAACCCUUCUGGUCGAAAGAAGCCAGAGCGGUCUGAGGAUGCCCUCUUUGCCCUGUGAGCUGUUCUGUGGUUUGCCUCCCUUGAUUGGCAGGGCACUGCUGGUUCCCCUAGUGGACACGGGCACUGGCCACUGCUCCCCAGCCCCUCGGCCUGCACACCUGUGUCUCCAUGGAAACACCACUGUGUUUGCUCCCAGACCUCUCCUAGUCAGGACCAGCUUUUGUCACCUUCUUUUCUCUAGGUGGUGGGACAGUGGCAGCCAGAGGCUUCCUUCCCCUACCUGCAUGGGCUCCACUGGCCUUGGGUCAUCCCAGGAAGAACCAGUGGCCCAGCCCCAAGAAGGGCAGCCCCCACUUGGUAAUCCUGAGCAGAGCAUCUGAACUGUCCCCUUCAUUAUCUCCAAUAGAGAUGGGUCAGGUUCUAUUCCUGCCACAUGCGCCCACCUCCUCCUGGUUCAGUGGCUUUCCUCAGGCAUGCUGUUCCCCUGUGCCCCGCUCUUCCAGAAAGGGCUUGGUGUGGAGCAAGGCUCAGUUGUGCCCAUAGGCUCAGUCUCUUUCCUUGGACUGUGUGUCACCUUGUGACACUUUAUGUGUUGGCACUUUAGAGGACUCUGUAGGCUGCCAGCUCCUUCCUCAUGCCUGUGCUGGUUCAGCAGCUAAGUCUUGAACCAAAGGGCCCAGAAGGACCUUUGGCUCUUGGUAUAGGGACAGCCAAGGGCAUCUGGGAGGCAGCAUGUAACCUGUAAACUCUGGCCACAUGGCAUGCUGAGUAGCAAGCUCUGCUACAAACUAACUGGCCCCCGUGGAUACUUUGCACAUCACCCCCACACCUGACCCUGGUGUUGGAGAGGAUUGUAUGAGAGGCAUGGCUCCGGCAUAUGUGGGAAGAUGAUGUGGGUUUGCUGCAUUUGUACCAUGCCCAUAGCACUGGCCUGGCCUGUAGCAGCCUCCAUACCCAGGCCUGGUAGCAAACAGCUAUGCACCAUGUCUGGAGGCUCCAAAUGACUGAAUGGCUAGAAUGACACUAAGUUCCUUCUGCCCUCCCUGGAAGGGGCUUCAGCCUCCUUCCCAGCUGUCUUGACAGAAUGAUCCCUCCCACCUUACAUGUCCCCUAGCCCCCACUUCCCAUUUGAAGGCCACAGCCUAAGGCUGAGCAGAUGGGGGCUGGUGACACCUGCUCCUGUUCUGUGUCCUUGCUGGUGUUUUUUUGGCCCUAGGCAAUGGACUCAGCAUUAGCCAUGUCCUGGUCCAACCCUGUCCUUCCCUAAGCUGCCAUUAUCAGAAAACAAAUGUUGUAGCAGCAGCAGCCCCUCCUGAGUCUUAGGGCCUGCUCACUGUACUCUCUGGCACCCCAGGUUACCACGUGUUCAUGAUGUGAUCAUCCUUUCCCCCUGUCACCACCAGAGAUCAACCUUAUCACAGAGAGGAGGCCAGGCUUUGAGGGAUAAAAUACCAGUGCAGCACUUUGUGAUGCUCUUAUAACCAGGAUUGCAGUGAAGGCUGAGGGCAGGAAUGGUCCUGCCCCAGGACUCCAUGCUGUCCAGUACCCCUCCAGCAGCCUCUAGGAAGGAGGCCUGCAUACUGGGUCCAUCUAACAGAACCAGUAGGGGAUAUAAUACUCAUAUUGCAGAGGAUAUCCUGGAAGCACCUUCCCAAGUUCAGCCAGCCUGCUUCCUGUCCAAUCCUCUGAGCAUCUGCCAUACUCCACCUUCUGAUUCCCAGCUCUUGGCCAACCCAGGCCCCUCUCUCAGUCUCUCAAGAGCAGAGCCCCUGAGGCAAACUUGGCUGUUAAGACCUCUGAAGGGAGCUGGUUGGCUUAAGCUACAGGGGAGGUUGCUGGCAUGGGGGCCUACAUACCCAGAGAGCUAGUCCUUGCAUAGUCGGGUGGGGUGAUCCUAUGAGGGUCAGAGCCCACUUCUGUUAGCCUGCCAGAGCUGGUGAGUGGUAGGGAGGCAGGCCAGCAUCUUCUGAGGGAAAAGGCAGCCUCCCUGCCUAUGUAUUACAUAGAGAAGACGAUCAAUUCCCGUAGGAAGCAAGGCUGUACAGGGACCUGCCUGAAUUCAGGAGGUCCCCAGCAAAGCUGCUCUUAGUACCCAUGUCCAGAGAUGCUCCCAUCCCCUGACUCCAGCUGGUUGCCCCACAGGCAGCAGGUACUGGAGGUCUCCUGUGAGCUGUCAGGAGGCCAUUAGCCAUGCAGACAAGAAACUCCUGCCUUCCUGGCCUGGAACAGCCCCUCUGGUGGCUUUCACAUACCUCUGUUCACAUCCUGUCCAGAGGUAGCUGCCCUACCUGCAGGCUGAGGCCCACACCAGAAGCAAGGGCAGGCCCAGCUGCCCUGAAGGGGGUUUUACUCAUCCCUUAUGGGUUGCCCUGUCCUGGGGCCUGUGAUCCUCCCUCACCCUCCAUGUGGGGGGCAUACCCCUCAGGCCUCCAGCUUAGUAAGGAGCAGAACUAGUUGGGAAAGCUGGACCUGGACCCGUGCAAGCCAUCUGCCUCCAUAAGUGUUAGAAAUCACAGAUACAGUAUGUACUUAAUUACACUAAAUUAUUGCUGGGAUGCCUCAUAAGCACUAAUUAUACCUGAUUAUAGGUUAAAAUAUUUAUUUUGUCAAAAUAUUUUCUUGGGGAUAUGUUUAACCUUUAUUUUGUUCAUUGUGUGCUGAGGUGUGACGAGUAACCUCCUGCCUACCUUUUUGGCCAGUGGGAAGCAACAAACAAAAGUCACUGCUUGCAGUUUGACCCCAGCACAGUGGCCUCUGGCAAGACUACCACAGAGUGGUUCCAGCCCAGGCCUCGAGCAGGUGGACUGUGGCUGGGCUGAGAGUGACCUACUUGUUUCUUAGUACAUGGGACAAGGGACUUGUUGCUGGCCUUGGUCAGAGGGGAAUGUGACUGUCUGUCCGUCCUGUCAUUUUUGUCUAUGAGCCCCCUCUGUGAGUGACUGUGCCUUGGCUCACUGCCCCUCCCUUCCCCACCCCGUGCUCUCAGGCCUGUGGUUCUCACUGUAGCCCAUUGGGAGGCAAGAACCCACCCCCUGACAGCACUGUGCAGCUUCGAGAAUGGUGGCAGGCCUCUGUGUGGCCCAGUGGUAUGGGCUCCUGCCCUCAUCUUCUUGCUGCUACACCCCCACCCCCCAAUUAGCCCUGCUGCAAGCUCUCUUCUGACUGAUGGCUCAGCCAAGAGAAGAGCAGCAUGAGGAAGAAGCUGAGCCCAGCCUCAGCUUCUUGCACUGCUGGGUCAGCCCCCUGGCCUCUCCACCAUCUCUUGUUGGGAGAGCUGGGUUCUUCCACCAUACAGGGCAGCCACAGGGCACCAGCCACUCCCAGAGGAAGAUGUUUCCACCUAAAGAUGCUCCCCAUUCUGCCCUGUGCCCAUCUCCAACCCCACCUGCCCAUAGGGGUCCAAGCCUGGCUUCCCAGGUUGCCAAGCACCUUCUGGGGAACCUGUCAGCCCUGCAUCAGAACUGCUCCUGCCAUGUCCCAAACCUCCAAGCUCUCCUGGGUAGCAGGGAUGGUAUUUAUUUCCUAAAGCUUGCACUUCAUUUGUGAGGGUUCUCAGGAUUGUUGGGGGCUAUUGAAAAGAGGAAUGUGUUGAGUUUGUUGUCUCUUUGUCCCAGAAGUCUGGUGUCUCAUCACUGUCUUGUGUUUCUGUGGGCAGAGCUGGUUCUGGAGGGUGGGUCAAGGCUUGGAAGGCUUAGAGUGACAUCAGAGUGUCCACCUACCCCACUGGCUCUCCCUCCAGAUGCCAUCUCUCUAGUUUGGGUUCUUGCAUGUAAAAUUCUCCACAAUAAACAUAUAAUUGAACUGUU
Molecule: messenger RNA, 5355 nt
Organism: Dipodomys ordii (Ord's kangaroo rat)
Lineage: Eukaryota; Metazoa; Chordata; Mammalia; Rodentia; Heteromyidae
Gene: Tom1l2
Product: target of myb1 like 2 membrane trafficking protein
Exons: 15
Coding region: 84-1607 (507 amino acids)
Biological process (GO): signal transduction
Cellular component (GO): endosome; membrane
Molecular function (GO): ubiquitin binding; clathrin binding; phosphatidylinositol binding
Source: RefSeq, a predicted model, not a curated record